Messenger RNA from Thalassophryne amazonica, 547 nucleotides. RefSeq names its product chemokine (C-C motif) ligand 20a, duplicate 3 (gene ccl20a.3). Gene Ontology annotation, cellular component: extracellular region. Gene Ontology annotation, molecular function: chemokine activity; CCR chemokine receptor binding. NCBI's taxonomy places the organism in Eukaryota, Metazoa, Chordata, Actinopteri, Batrachoidiformes, Batrachoididae. Gene Ontology annotation, biological process: chemokine-mediated signaling pathway; immune response; positive regulation of GTPase activity. The transcript is spliced from 4 exons. The record is from RefSeq and is a predicted model, not a curated record. Bases 56 to 355 code for a protein of 99 amino acids.
CGUCAAACUCCACUUGAGGACAGUCUAGUCGACAGCUGCCAAUACAGAGGAAGAAAUGGUGCAAAUCAAAGGUCUAAUCCUGCUCCUCACCAUCUGUCUGUCAGAUGUAUGCACAUCUGCAGCUUAUCACAGUCACGGAUGUUGUCGACAAUACACCAGAGGCAAAAUACCGCUGAAUAAUAUCAAAGGAUAUUCAGUCCAGACUGUUAAAGAGAUGUGUCCAAUCAAUGCCAUCAUUUUCCACACAAAAAGAGGCAAAGUGUGCACCAAUCCUGCUUUUGACUGGGUGAUGGACUAUGUCAACCACUUAAGGAAAAAAGCAGAAAUUGUUCACAUCAAGACCUCGCAGGCUUAAUGCGGUUAAUGUGAGGAAUGCAACAAAGCUUCACGUCUUCUUUUUUUUUCCUUUUGCUGUGCAAUAAGUGUCGGCUCAGUUGUAAGAGCAGUGUACAAUGUGAAUGAAUCUAUUUUUGAUAAACGUUUGUGCAUGUAAGAUGCUGUAUUUGUAUCAUUUGUAAAGGUAGCAACAUUAAAUUUUGUUGGGGAA